This is a messenger RNA of Arachis stenosperma, 1117 nucleotides long. Its product is annotated as protein MAIN-LIKE 1-like. NCBI's taxonomy places the organism in Eukaryota, Viridiplantae, Streptophyta, Magnoliopsida, Fabales, Fabaceae. The record is from RefSeq and is a predicted model, not a curated record. The transcript is spliced from 4 exons. Bases 494 to 1117 code for a protein of 207 amino acids.
ACGAGGAGCUAAUGAAAUAUUUAUAUAAUGUGUAUAAUGGAGGUUUAUGGAGUAUUAGAGAUAUAAUCAUUAAUGUUACCUUUUUCCACAAGUUUUUGGGAUGAGUGGUAUCAUGACAUGGUAUUAGAGCACUAGUUCCGAAAGAUCAAGAGUUCGAUCAUUGGUGAACCCCAAAAUCAGUUUAAUUUUUCGGAAAUGGUUAUUCUAUAUAAUAUGGGGAAUGUUAUUUUGUAACUCAAUAGUCCAUUGUACACAUUGUACAAAUAGUCUAUUGUCUCCCUAGCGGGAUCCUUUUACGAAUUUAUACAAUCGUAGGAGGAGUUUUGUAGUUUUUUGUGAAUUUGGUCAAAUGUGCAUAAACUGCAACAAGAGUCUAGCGAUUUAUGCUUUAGUAUAAAUACGCGAGAGGAAGUUGCGGAUUAUUCAAUUUGCACCAGUUUUCAACUUUUUAGAGAGAGAAAGAAAUGUUUUAGAGAGAGGAAAAGAGAAAAUUAUGGUGAGAAAGACAAAGUUCUUCGUACUUAGAAGAUUUGAUCAUUCGGAUUUUGUUGGGCGCGGGACUAUGGCGGACGAACGCAGCCUUUAUCGGUUCAACGGCGUUGCGCACAUUGCCGACAGUAUCAACGAAGAGCCAAGUAGGUGUAUUUAUAGUGUUUGGAGGCAACAGAACAUGCCUUUACAUGACAGGAUCAUACCCUAUUUGGAGAGGGCUGGUUUGUACCACAUAGCGAGACUGAACACGAGGUGGUUCUGGAUAAAUGAGUCCCUAGUAAGCACAUUCAUUGAGAGGUGGCGUCUUGAGGCGCACACCUUUCAUAAGUCAUUCGAGGAGUUCACCAUCACGCUACAAGAUGUUGGAUACCAAUUGUGUAACACACUAAUAUUCAAAUCCUUAUACUCGCUUAAGAGUGGUUUCAAGAAUUAUUUGGUGAGCUUGCCCCGCCGAAUAUGGGUUCUGCCGGCUGAUGCGACUGAGACCACCGUACGCAUAUAUGCACUUGCGUACAUUAUGAUGUUGCUAUCCACUCAGUUGUUUGGUGACAAGAGUGGAAAUCGGAUUCAUAUACGGUGGUUGCCCUUUGUGGCGAAGCUUGACGAGAUGGGCACUUAUAAUUGA